GUAGAUAGUCUUGUCCAAUCAGCAGAGUUGUAUUAUUUGAUAAAAUAGUUUCAAGGUGGUGCGGGGAUUGCUCCCUAUUAACAAGCUGUUACGUGUAUCGCCACUUAAAUAUUUCAAAAGAUAAACUUUAUAAAAGGCAUCAAGUGAUACGCGAUAGGUCAACCAUAUAAAAUGAAACUUGUGCAAGCUCAUUGUUAAACGUCUGAGGAUAUCAAUACCGUGUCCCAGGUGUAAUAUCAGACACAAAGGCACAGUGGUGUCAAUUAUCAUUGUAGUAUUGCUGCAGAACACGAUCACGCAUAAAGAGACAAUACAUCGGAAACUUUAAUUUGUCAACGGGCGGCAGAUAUUAGUGAUGGAAGACGAGCGUAGCCACUGAUGAUACACGCAAAAGAGCGGAAGACAUAUCAUCGCUCAAAUUUUGAAAGAUGCCAAAACAGCAGGUCGGACAUAGGCCAAAUCUAGAUUAAAUUCCAGGCAACAUUGAUAGUGGUCCUAUAUCAAAAGUAACAGGCCAAAUGCCUUGAUAUUGUCAUAUUUCAUGAUCAUGGUGACCUGUCGUCUUGUGUAGGUAUUUAAGGUCACCUGUCAUUUGUAUACACGUAAAAUAGGAGAAUUAUUUUUAAAAACUUAUAAUGUCCUAUUCCCUGGGAUCCGCACGCGCCUUUCUUCUUGGACUGACUGUCUUCUGCCAGCUGGUGUUUCUAUGUGUAGUAUGGGACUCGCUUAAUAUCAAAACCGAGGUUGUCAUGCCAUCUAAUAACUGCAAUACCCGGGGUUUGCUUUCGUCAGAUGAUGGCGACGUUGACGAUUUACGAAACGUUGAGUCGUUCACGAUGAGAGGUCUUAGCGACGAGGAUAAACUUAUAGAAAUGUGUAAGAUUCGUCCGGUCUCGAGUGUCAACUGCAAGUCACUGUUCACAGGAGAUUCCUCUGCAAUAGCAUUGGCGAAAAACACGAGCUAUGGGAAAUUGAUAACCGGGAACUGUUCUUUGAAUAAUCUGGUGAAUACAUGUAAGGUGUUGAUAAAAUCCCAUGGGUAUUUGACCGACAGGACUGUCCUCAGCGGGGAGGAAUUGGACUACCCACUAGCGUUCGCCAUUAAGAUGCAUAAGUCGUCAGACCAGGCUGAGCAACUCCUCCGUCUGAUAUACCGGCCUCAUAAUGUCUACUGUCUGUACAUUGACAAGAAGGCUAGUCCAAGAGUGUUUGACGUCAUGAAAAAACUAGCUGUUUGUUUCCAUAAUAUUUUUGUCAUACAAGAACGCAUUGACAUCAUCUACGCAAGUCUGUCACACGUUUUAGCAGAAAUGCAAUGUAUGCACGAGCUUCUAGCGAGAACAGUUCUUUGGAAAUACUAUAUCAAUUUAACAGGUCAGGAGCUACCUCUCAGAACAAAUCUGGAAAUGGUAAGGGUUCUUAAGGCAUUAAAGGGAACAAAUGAUAUUGAAAGUUUUAUAUUUCCGAAGCAUUUACAAUUUCGUGUGCGGAAACAUUUCACGGUAGUUAAAGGAACGCUGAAGGAAGAUAAAAAUACAACAAAGGAGAUGUUUUCUUUUAAUAUCACUUUAAGGAAAGGCAGCGCCUAUGGUAUUUUUCGAAGAGAAUUUGUCGAAUUUCUCCAUGAAGAUAUUGUUGCACAGAAGUUUAUCCAUUGGUUAAACGAUUCGUUGUCACCGGAGGAGACAAUAUGGGCUACAUUAAAUGGUCUCCCUUGGGCUCCGGGAGGAUACUCCUUGGAGACGAGUCAUGCGGCCGGUACGUUCUUGUCACGUGCAGUAAUAUGGACGUGGGACAAACCCCGUUGUUUAGGUCGAUUCUCGCGCAGCGUCUGCAUAUUUGGGAUUGGUGAUCUCCCCUGGCUCGCGUCAAGGCCACAGAUGAUUGCCAACAAAUUCGACCGAAUAUACGAUCCAAUAGCACCGGACUGCAUGGAGGAAUUAAUACGAAACCGGACCAAAUAUACAGAUCAUGGUUUUGAACAAUUGGACUGGUAUUUUUAUCGAAACCUACCCCAUGUUAAGUACUACGCCAACCGCACACAAGAAGAAAAGUCAAUGGCGUACUUAAGCAAAAAGAAAGACAUUUGGACAAAAGAACAGCAGGCGACAUAUUUGAAGAGAUUAAGGCGUGCCCCAUCCUAAUAGUAAGAUGGAAACAUGUGUGAAACACUCCAACAUUUGAAAACCAGCAUCGGUAUAUUAUGUGUAAUACAACAAUUGAUAGGUCGGAAGAUAGGCUAAAGCAAUCUGUCGCCGUCUAGUCGAAAAUUUCCAAAGUUUCCAAAUAUUGCUUUGUGCCAUUGUUCUUUCAUUAAAUCUACUUAAUCCAUUUUUUCAGGAUAUGUAAUGAGAAUAUUUUUUUCCACAAUUUUGGAAAAAAUAUUGAAAUUGCAAAUUUUACAACUUACUUUUUAGUUAAAAAUUGAGGUUAUUUUCAUUUAAAUUAAUAUAAAGACUGUUGUUUUAUUACGAUAUAAAUUUCAACUAAUAUUUCCUUCGAUGGCUUCAUUGGAGCAAGGUUUGAGUGACUGUUAAACGUAGAGGAAAUGAUUUUAAAGUCUCUAAGAAAUUGAAGAAUCCUUGAUUGCUUGACCAAUGUUUUAUAGCGAUACAUGUCAUGAGUUAGAAAACAAUAUUGACGAUGCGCCAAAGCAGGUAACUAGUCAUAAUGACAUUUACUUGAGGGCAGAUAUCUAAGAUUUCUCAGUAAGCCUAGUCUAGUCUUAUGUUAUUAUCCAUGGAAGUGUCCUUGUCUAUUUUUUGCAGAUUUAAACAUUGCCUUGCUUACAACUAUAAUUCUACAGCUGUUCUUAAACACAAAACUAACUGGCAUAUCAUAUUAUUUAAAAAAUAAUGGUGUAUUUUUCGUCUGACAGAGACAGUUUGUUUUAUAGGUAACAUAUCUUCUAAGUCCGUAACCACGAGUCCCUUCACAUUCCAGUGAGAACUAGACCCGAGAUGGUCCGGCUGAUGUGGUGUUUUGAAGUGGUAAAGGCUGAGUCUGAUCUAUGGGUAAUCCCCAAUAGUUAACAUGACCCCCUCCCCACUUACAUUACACGUGGUACUCUCUACUUCAAACGCCACGCGGAUAAAACCCUGUACUUAACGAUAAGGUCAAUACAUACCCCCACUGAUUGAUGGGUUUUGAAAUGGAGUAUUUUCCACAUAACAUAAUUAUUUUAAUAUUUGACGUGGUAGAUCAAGUGUUACUUAACAUAUAGUGUACUUAUGUAGUACCAACUAUGUAAUGUUUAUAACGAGGAGCCGUCUUCAGUACAUUCCACUAUCAACGCCCCAGAACUGGUUUUACAUUUCAACUACAAUUUUUAUGAUCUCUUGAGAAAACCACGUGUAAUUGAAUGUUGUUUUUUAUGUAAUAUUUACGUAUAGUCUAUAAGGAACUUAACCUUCUCCGAUAACAAUGGGUAUUUCGCCAUUGUUCCAAAGAAAACAUGUUUGGUUUAAGUAUGUUACUAGAAAUAUAUUAAGCGUUUUACUGCUUUUAGAUCGCAUUCAUACGCUUCUAUUCGUGUUCAAUUUGCUUUUAUCCAGUUGGCAUUCACAUUGCCUAUGGAUGCCAACUGAACACAUUUUAGUUACUAUAUUUACUGGGAAUGUGAUAAUCUUAUGGAAGAUUAACUUAUCAAAAUUCAACGUUUAGUUCAAAUAAGUGUAUCAACGUACACGUUUGUUCAAUUAGUUGAAAAGUCAUAUGUCCAGGGAAGGUCAAACGUUAUAAUUAUGACGUCAUUAUGAUAAUGCCUACAAACACAGAUCCCAGCCACUCACCAAGACCGUGGAAACUUUUAGUAAGCUUUAAUUAUUUUCAUUCUUUGUUAAUUGAUUUUGGUUGACUUUUGACCAUUCUUUUGCUUGGUUUACAAGUAACUGUAGCCAGGUAAGCAUAACAAUAAAUCUGUCAUUUAUAUCUGUAACACGUGAACGGAGUCAUAAACACGUGCAGUUACAACAUGUAACAAAAUCUGGCAAUCAAUUAAUAUUCUUAUCGCUAAAUUCCAUAAUUUAACGAUAAGUUGAGAUUUGAAUUAAUUGUUCGUUAUCUUUAGUGGAAUUGGGUUUCCUGUCGGGUUUAAGUGGUACGAUAAACAGAGUAGUAUACAAACAUUACACGUCAGCAUGAGGCUUGCAUAUUUUGAUGAAAUAUUACAUGAAUUACUUGAUUCCAAUUUAGAAAAUCUUCUUUUUGCAGCCUUCUUUGGAUAAUAAUUUUGAAUUUGCUUGCUUUAGCUCUCCAACAUAAAGGCUGGUGACGAAGUGCACGGUAAAAGUGCAUGUUUGGUUUAUUAGCGUCAUAGAGUACAUGUAUAAGGUGUGUGUUUGUGAAUGUGUGUUUGAAGGACUGUUUUUGUGUGGACGCGCGUUGGGUGACAAAGAAACAAAUCGUGAUUGGAAUCAUCCAUUUAAGUGUUGUGUUCGGUAUACGUUGGUACUUAUCUGUGAGACUGCUCUACUGUCUUUAUUGUGGGAGAAUAUGUGGAUUACAUUUGCUUUCGGGUUAAAACUAUGCAAUAAAUAAAACUAUUUUGCAAUAAA
This is a messenger RNA of Mizuhopecten yessoensis (Yesso scallop), 4556 nucleotides long. Its product is annotated as beta-1,3-galactosyl-O-glycosyl-glycoprotein beta-1,6-N-acetylglucosaminyltransferase-like. Gene Ontology annotation, molecular function: acetylglucosaminyltransferase activity. The record is from RefSeq and is a predicted model, not a curated record. The transcript is spliced from 3 exons. Gene Ontology annotation, cellular component: membrane. NCBI's taxonomy places the organism in Eukaryota, Metazoa, Mollusca, Bivalvia, Pectinida, Pectinidae. The coding region runs from base 636 to 2144 and encodes 502 amino acids.